Rhodamnia argentea is the source of this 1383-nucleotide messenger RNA. RefSeq names its product mitochondrial thiamine diphosphate carrier 2-like. Gene Ontology annotation, cellular component: mitochondrial inner membrane. The record is from RefSeq and is a predicted model, not a curated record. Gene Ontology annotation, biological process: thiamine pyrophosphate transmembrane transport. Gene Ontology annotation, molecular function: thiamine transmembrane transporter activity. The transcript is spliced from 8 exons. Lineage: Eukaryota; Viridiplantae; Streptophyta; Magnoliopsida; Myrtales; Myrtaceae. Bases 150 to 1145 code for a protein of 331 amino acids.
CAAAUUUCAUCUCUGUAAGAACCAGAAAAGCAUCCGUUCUUCAUGCUGUCGGAAUAGGGUUUCGUCGUCCUACCUCUCUCUCUCUCUCUCUCUCUCUGAUUAUAUAGCACCGAUUUCGCGUACGGUGUCGUCAAAUUGGUCUCCGGCGAAUGGAAGAGCCGGGGCAGCUCAAGCGUGCGCUGAUGGAUGCCUCCGCCGGCGCACUCUCCGGAGCGGUGUCUCGGACGGUGACGUCGCCGCUCGAUGUCAUCAAAAUCAGAUUUCAGGUUCAGCUGGAGCCGACAUCGACAUGGGCUUUGGUGGGCAGUAAUGUGCCUGCAAGGUCGAAGUACACGGGGAUAUUCCAAGCGGCGAAGGAUAUCUACAGGGAGGAACGUUUGCCGGGUUUCUGGCGUGGCAAUGUCCCGGCUUUACUAAUGGUUGUUCCAUAUACAGCUAUACAGUUUACAGUAUUGCAAAAACUGAAAACUAUUGCAGCUGGUUCUUCCAAGGCAGAGGAUCAAGUGCAUUUGAGUCCCUAUCUGUCUUAUGUCAGUGGGGCAUUGGCUGGUUGUGCAGCUACAAUUGGUUCGUAUCCGUUCGAUCUCCUAAGAACAAUAUUAGCUUCGCAGGGUGAACCUAAGGUAUACCCAAACAUGAGAUCUGCACUUCUGCAUAUAAUCAGAACUCGUGGGUUUCGAGGAUUGUAUGCUGGAUUAACUCCAACGCUUAUUGAGAUUGUUCCAUAUGCUGGCCUGCAGUUUGGCACAUAUGAUACAUUCAAGCGCUGGACAAUGGCUUGGAACCAUUACAGAUCCUCCAAAGCAGGCUUACAUAGUGAGGAUGAUAGCCUUUCGAGUUUUCAGCUUUUCCUUUGUGGCUUAGCUGCUGGGACAUGUGCCAAACUUGUCUGUCAUCCUCUGGAUGUUGUCAAGAAGAGAUUCCAGAUUGAGGGACUUCAGAGGGAUCCAAGAUAUGGGGCUCGACUCGAGCCAAGUACUUACCGGAGCAUGUUCGAUGCUCUAAACCGAAUCCCGCAGUUGGAGGGUUGGUCGGGUCUUUAUAAGGGCAUAGUCCCUUCCACUAUCAAGGCUGCACCGGCUGGCGCCGUAACAUUUUUCGUUUUUGAAUUAACAUCGCAUUGGUUGGAGUCAACUUUUAGCUGAUUAUCUUCUUUUUUACUUUUUCCCUUUUUUUAAAUUCAUUUUCAAGGUAUAGAUGUUCAUAUUUUCCCCUUAUUCUUUUCCCUUGAAAAAUAUAUGUCAAUGUCCCCAACUCAGGGGAAGGGGCUCUAAAAUUAUUUUAAAAUAGUCAAUAAUGUUCAAUGCAGAGGUUCCAAUCAUGAUGUGAGGCAACUAUAAAUAUAUUUCGAGUUGAGAGCAUGGUAGGCAAAUCUUUUGCUUA